Schistosoma bovis is the source of this 2215-nucleotide messenger RNA. The record is from the annotation of a GenBank genome assembly. NCBI's taxonomy places the organism in Eukaryota, Metazoa, Platyhelminthes, Trematoda, Strigeidida, Schistosomatidae.
AUGAAUUUGGCAUCCAUUGACAAUAUCAUACGUGGGGCUCGACUUCAGACAUCAUCAAAUGACUCGAGUUAUCAAAAUUUUUUGGAUCGUUUAGUUUUACCUGGAAUGGUUUUUGAAUUAUCUGGACCUUAUGAUGGGCCUGUAUCAUGGUCUAUUGGUCCAGGUCUUGUCUGUGUGCCGAUGUCUAGAAUGAAACCUGGAGUGGGAAAAAACAAAAUGGUGGAUUCGAUUUUAGUAAGACAGUUCGGAAUCUUAAAAUUCAAAUGUAAGAAGUUGGAAGGAACAGACUCAACGGAUACAAUCAAGCGUUUUAAACUGGGAAAUUCAUUGAGUGAUUUGAGGUCAGAAAAUUUCAUUUGGGUAGAAUGCCUUGUGUCUAAUGGUUCAGUAACUACAUUACUCCCACUUACUCGUCUCUCAUACCGUUGUCAUGUGGGACAGUUUCAGCCAGAGGACAAGGUUAUUGGCGUUGUAAUGAAAAAAGCUGGUGAAUCGUUUGUAGUUGAUAUAGGUUGUGCUUCUCCGGCUAUUCUCAAUUACUUAUCAUUCGAAGGUUCUUCUAAAAAGAAUCGUCCUGACAUUAAUGCAGGUGAUGUUCUUUAUGCCAUGAUUACACGAGCCGACAGAGAUUUAGAGAUUGAAUUGUCAUGUGUUGAUGAGGCGGGGAAAGCUUGUGGAAUGGGUAUCCUUGGUCGCCAUGAACCUGGAACUGUUGGUAAUGCUGGAGGUCGGUCUGGUGGUAUACUGUUACACUGUACGCAAGAUUUGGUCAGGCGGUUAGGCAAUCAAGAUGAAUUUCCUCUAUUAAAACUUUUAUCUAAGUUCUUAUGAAUAUCUUAGAAACAAGUGAAUUCUUUAUAUCAACACCUGUAGUUCCAAUAAACGGAAAUUCACUUUUUAGCUAGCAAGUCAGAAUUAUGCCAUCCAAAAGCGUUGAUUAAAAGAAGGAACUUUUUUGAGAACAGUAUAAAAUGUAAUGAAAUUCUAUAAGUGCUCUAUACGUUACAACAAAUAACUGUUAUAGAUUUGUCACAAACAACGCAAUGUAGAAUAAAGUUGUUUGCUAACUAACUGACUUACUUAUUUGCAUUCACUGUGGGCGAGCCGUUUUUGAUGUUGUGGUCGGUAUUGAACAACCUAUCCGUGUAUGAAUCAAUGGAUAAUAAUUGACAGACAUCAAGAAUAAAAGAAAAAAAAAGAUAAUUAUCCAACUGGUGAUAUCAAGAGAAAGGAGUAAAAGUUGUUUGAGGUUAAAGGAGAUAAAUAUUCUAACCUCUGACAUUCAAUAACACAGUUUAUAUUUAAACCAAAAAUUUGUUUCAUAAAGGCAAAUCUAAAAUUACUAAACAGUGUUUGCUUUGAUUUAAAUUUUUGAUUUUUAAUAUACGAUCUAUGGAAACUUUUCGACAUGUCUGAAUGAAAAACAAAGAGCGCACAUGUGAAUGAAUCAGAUUCAGUAUUUAAUUACUGCAAGUCGAUGAAUGAAUUAUACGAAUGUGGAGAUACUGAGAAAACAGGAGUGAAAUUGCUUAUCCGCUAGAGUGGAUAACAAACUUUGCUAAAUACAUGAAGAUCAGUUACACUUCGUGGUUUGUCUUUAUUUUCAUCGAAUUGGUUAAUUACUUGUUACAGUCACUUUUUACCAAGUAAAACGAUAGAUUAUAUGAUACUUUGAAAUUUUAGUGGGCUUUUUAUCCAUGUCAAUUCAAUAUAUACAAAAACUUUCUGAUUGAAAUUGUAGGCUGUUUCCGAAACAGUAAAUCGGACUCAUAAAUUUGUAUAAAUAAAAUAUAUUCUGUAUUCUUUAGUGUACUAGUCGAACUGUUUUCCAAUGUUCCAUUUUGAGCUAGUUGCAUUUGAUUAGAGGUUGAAAGAUACAAGAUCAAUAUAAUUAUGCAUUUUGAUCACUUAACUUCUAUACUUUAAAGGAAUAAAACUUGCGAAAAGUCAAAUAUAUUACGUAAUAAUUUUUGAACCAGUGAUAAAGUUCAAUAAUUUGGCCGUAUAACUGAUUACUGUUGAUAUAACUGUAUCUAAUAACUCCAGCUUUCUGUUUAUUAUAAUCGAUGAUUGUAAUCACAUCGUUCUGUAUAUUUGUUAAUAUUGUGUAUUUCUUGUGAACUCUUUCUUAUUUUUAUAUCUCAUUAAAUAUAUCCAAUUUAUUUAAUGAUUGCAAGGACUCUUACUUAAUGCCCCCAAAUGCCCUGGUAUGGCC